Molecule: messenger RNA, 1237 nt
Organism: Microdochium trichocladiopsis
Lineage: Eukaryota; Fungi; Ascomycota; Sordariomycetes; Xylariales; Microdochiaceae
Exons: 2
Coding region: 1-1047 (348 amino acids)
Source: RefSeq, a predicted model, not a curated record
AUGCAGCCUCGACUUAGUCCAGCGCGGGCCAUGCGCGCCCUCACUCUGGGCAUCUUCGUCGCCGCACGAAGUACCACAGCACAGUCUGGCGGGAGCAGCAGCAGCUGUUCCUACAAGGACGCCUCUCUGGCCACGACGAACCUCUGCAUCGACACGAGCUAUGUAAAGCCCGCCGAAGCCACCUUCGCCCUGCCGCCUCUGUUCACGGACUCGGUGCUCUUCUACUACGCCAUCGACGCCCUCGGCCCGGACGAGGCGAUCCAGUACGAUAUCACGCUCGGCAACACCGGCCUGCGCGACUCGUCCAUGGUGGCGUACUGGUUCGACUACGACCUCGAGGACGUCGCCCUCGCCGACAAGACCAACUUCACGGUGGAGACGGCUUACAAGGUGUACUUUACAAAGCUCCCCAGCGCAGCCACGGGGGGCGGCAACGGCGGCUGCGACGGGCUCCUGGGGAGCAUGUGCGCCGAUUCGAUCAGGAACCGAGUCGAGUACCUGGCGUUCGACGAUGUCGUCAAGCCCCUCGACAAGCUGGACGACGCGAAGCAGUGGGGCAACAUCGUGGGCUGUCCGGUGGGCAUUGAGCGCGAGUCUCUGAAUUAUGGCGGCGCGGGGGACUUUGAUAAGGGCGGGAUUGGUUCUGAUCUCGUCGUACCUGUUGCAGAAUUCGUCAUCCAGUACAACACCAACUCCAAUCUCGCCGGCCUCUAUGGUAAAUAUCAGAUCCCCCCGCCGGGCAACUCCUCCGCUGCGUGGAGCCGGACGCUGCGCCCGAGCCGGGCCUUCCGCGAGCAGCUCGACUACGCGGCCAUCUCCGUCAUCGCGCGGUACCAGUCCCUCGACAGGUCCAUCGGUCCCCAGGCCGCCAAGUCGAGAAAGGGUUCGAAGGUGCAGGUCGCGCUGGCGUGCGCGAAGCUUCCGGCCAACACGAAGCCGCCGCCGGUGGGGCCGCAAGGCGGGAGUGCAGUGGCUCCAAGGCCGGCAUUGUGGGCUGUGCUGCUCGGAUACGCCAUGGCUGUGCUGUGGUUGUCAAUACCCAGAUGAAAGGCUCAUUGUUACUAUCUCAUGGAGAGAGAGGUGCUGCACAGCUCAACAUCGUUGUGCUCCAAUGGGGAUGUGCUAUGUUGCCGACGGUUUUGCAUUCUAGAGCCACGCAGCGGCACAUGAGGCCAUAUCAGUGACGGUAGAUGAGUAGGAUACCGAGACAGACAGUGCAAUACGUAGCCAUUUGCUU